AUGAAGCGCUCGCCAUCAACCGUCUGCUUCCAAAGCACGUUGCCCACCCCGCCGAGAAACCCCUGUACCCAUGAAGCGGUCUUCUUCGGCAAUGUGGACUCAUCUGGUAUAAAACACAACAUUUUUAACCCUCCAAUUAUUGCUCGGUACAUCCGUUUGCACCCAACUCAUUAUAGCAUCCGCAGCACUCUUCGCAUGGAGUUGAUGGGCUGUGACUUAAACAGUUGCAGCAUGCCGUUGGGAAUGGAGAGUAAGGCAAUAUCAGAUUCACAGAUCACUGCCUCGUCCUACUUCACCAGUAUGUUUGCCACCUGGUUGCCUUCACAAGCCCGACUUUACCUCCAAGGGAGGGCUAAUGCCUGGAGACCUCAGGUGAAUGAUCCAAAAGAGUGGCUGCAAGUGGACUUCCAGAAGACAAUGAAAGUCACAGGAAUAACCACCCAAGGAGCAAAAUCUCUCCUCACCAACAUGUAUGUGAAGGAGUUCCUCAUUUCCAGCAGUCAAGAUGGCCAUCGCUGGGCUCUCUUUUUUCAGAACGGCAAAGUAAAGGUUUUUCAGGGAAAUCAAGACUCCUUCACAGCCGUGGUGCACUCCCUGGAUCCACCGCUGCUGACUCGCUACCUUAGAAUCCACCCCCAGAGCUGGGCGCAGCACAUCGCCCUGAGGCUGGAGGUUCUGGGCUGUGAAGCGCAGCAGCUGUACUAGGGGUGGCCCUGCAGCCCGGCCCGGCCCGCCGCCCGUCCUCACGCAGGGCCCGGCCUCCAGAUGACCUCCUGCCCCACACCGGCCACGGCGCCGUCAUUUUUCUAAGUAUUUAACCUGUACAGUUCUGGCAGACACUGCCCUGAAGCUUCCCACAUUGAUUGUCCUUAAUCCCGUGUUUCUGGAGGGCGUUGCGUGCCAUGUAACUCCGGCCCAUUCUCUGCAGCUGCAGUCAGUGCAGCUGGUCCCUCCUUCCUGUGGAACUAGGCAGAAGGCGCUGGAGAGAAACCCGCGUGGAAAGCCAGGUCUCUCACAGAGCCACCAUUUCCUCUGUUGUACAAAAACAAUGUGUUUUAAAGUUGGCAUGAUGUAAACGUUUCAGAUUAAGCUUUAUACAUUUAAAAUAAAACUCUCACUUUAUUAUCCUGGUCAAACAUGGAACAAAACAUGUUUUGAGAUCAUGUCAACACAACCUUGGAGUCAAAAUGCACGUCAGUUUGACAAUCUGUGAAAUGGAGAUAAAAGAACGACCACAUCAAAAUUUAUUUUUGCCACCUUAUAGGUAGAUAUGAUUCUCUUAUUUAGUCAUCUUGGGACAUUGUUACCUCAAAAACCAGUAUUCUUAAACUGAGGCUCUUAGGUGAGGUUCAGAAGCCCGUAAAUCCCCUGAAAUGAUAUACAGCAUUCUGCAUGAAUGCAUGUGUGCAUUUUCCUGACAAGAGCGUCCACAGAUUUAAAAAGAUUUUUAAAGGGGAGUUCAAUUUAUUCUCAGAAGGAUGCAGAAAUAAAGCCAUUUGGUCUUAAUUCUAACCAACAUAAAAAUAGGUCAGGGGUAUGGAAUUAUUGGGAACCUCAAAAUAAAAUGACAAUGUCCUCUUGAAAUUUGUGGUGGCUGAGAAAGGUAAUGAGGAUAAUAGGCUUCCAAAGGACAUAUUUUUAAUAUUUCUGUGGAAAAAUGAGAAAACUACAUGGCUGUCUUUAUAAGAGAUACAAGCUUUGUAAUUCUAAUAAAGCACUUAUUUUAUUCCAUCCUUCACCUGAUCCUGCUGAAACAACAUAACAGAAAUGUGCCAGGGAUCAUUUUUUACCAUGACUGAAAACGAGAGUCCCACUUACAUAGCGGAAAUAUCAAAGAGUCAGAAGAAAAUUGAACUGGCAAAAACAGAGAAAAAACAUUCCAGUCUGCCACGUCCACCACGCGAGAGGAGCCCACACCUCGCCCCACCCCCAUAACGUUGUGACAGGUUUACCGCUCCUUCCAUCCGCCUGUCCCCUGCACUGUGACUACACAAACAUCUCCUGAUGGUAAAGGGGACUAGAGGAAACGAUAAGCCAUAGAGCAGUUGGACGAAGCAUCCAAAGUUUGCAACCCCGAGCAAUUUGAAAACAGGAGUCCCUAAUAUAAGAGAAAAAUGUAUCCCGGUCUCAGAAAAGGCUAGAGAAAGGCUGCUUUUUUUCCAUGCUAGAGCAUUUUCUAUUAAUCUUGCUUGACUCUGCUCUGCAGACCCAACUGCUGAAGGUGCAAAUGAUUUAUAGUCCUAUAAAGUUCAGCAAGGUAAGAGGUUAACUUAAGAAAUCAAUAAGUUGUUUUGUCAUAUAGCCUGAUGCAGGAGUUAACCCCAAAGACGAUAUGGUCUCAUUUCCUGUAAAAGGUUAACCACUCUUAUGUCUAACCUAAUAAUUUUUUUUUGGCAUUCUUUUCUCAUAGACUAUAUCCAUCUGUAUUUCUCAAAUGUUCUUGGAACCAGCUCUUUUGUCUUCCUGCUGUUUUCCUCAGUAAUGACUUAAAUAAAACAUUGACAUAUACAAACAAA
Galeopterus variegatus (Sunda flying lemur) is the source of this 2516-nucleotide messenger RNA. Its product is annotated as coagulation factor VIII-like. The transcript has 5 exons. NCBI's taxonomy places the organism in Eukaryota, Metazoa, Chordata, Mammalia, Dermoptera, Cynocephalidae. The coding region runs from base 1 to 705 and encodes 234 amino acids. The record is from RefSeq and is a predicted model, not a curated record.